AUCUCCCACAUGAAGACAUCAAGAAGCCUCCACAUCAUGUGCCACAUCCCAGUCUUCUGCUGGAUCACUGCUACGGUUCUGGAGGACGUGUUUGAGACCAGAGAGGGAGGAGAGCUGCCCAGCACCCUGACUGAGAUGUACAUCCACUUCCUGGUGGUUCAGACCAAAGUGAAGAAGGUCAAGUAUGAUGGAGGAGCUGAAACAGAUCCACACUGGAGUCCAGAGAGCAGGAAGAUGAUUAAGUCUCUGGGAAAACUGGCUUUUGAUCAGCUGCAGAAAGGAAACCUGAUCUUCUAUGAUUCAGACCUGACAGAGUGUGGCAUCGAUAUCAGAGCAGCCUCAGUGUACUCAGGAGUGUUCACACAGAUCUUUAAAGAGGAGAGAGGAGGACUGAUCCAGGACAAGGUGUUCUGCUUUGUCCAUCUGAGUAUUCAAGAGUUUCUGGCUGCUCUUCAUGUUCAUCUGACCUUCAUCACCUCUGGUGUCAACCUGAUGGAAGAAACACAAACAUCUAUGUGGUCUUCAUUUUUUAAACCUAAAUUAAAGUCUCUUCACCAGACAGCUGUUGAUCAGGCCUUACAGAGUCCAAAUGGACACCUGGACUUGUUCCUCCGGUUCCUCCUGGGACUUUCACUGCAGACCAAUCAGAGACUCCUACAAGGUCUGCUGACACAGACAGGAAGUAGAUCACAGACCAAUCAGGAAACAGUUCAGUACAUCAAGAAGAAGAUCAGUGAGAAUGUGUCUGCAGAGAAAAGCAUCAAUCUGUUCCACUGUCUGAAUGAACUGAAUGAUUGUUCUCUAGUGGAGGAGAUCCAACAGUCUCUGAGUUCAGGAAGUCUUUCCACAGAUGAACUGUCUCCUGCUCAGUGGUCAGCUCUGAUCUUCAUCUUAGUGUCAUCAGCAGAAGAUCUGGAUGUGUUUGACCUGAAGAAAUACUCUGCUUCAGAGGAGGUUCUUCUGCUCUCAGAGAGAAGCUGUGAAGCUCUGUCCUCAGUUCCCAGCUCCCAGUCCUCCAGUCUCAGAGAACUGGACCUGAGUAACAACAACCUGCAGGAUUCAGGAGUGAAGCUUCUCUCUGCUGGACUGGAGAGUCCAAACUGCAGACUGGAAACUCUCAGCUUGUCAGGCUGUCUGGUCUCAGAGGAAGGCUGUGCUUCUCUGAAAUCAGCUCUGAGCUCCAACCCCUCCCAUCUGAAAGAGUUGGACCUGAGCUACAAUCAUCCAGGAGACUCAGGAGUGAAGCUGCUGUCGGCUGGACUGAAGGAUCCACGCUGGAGACUGGAAAAUCUCAGGUUGGAGCCUGCUGGAGUCCGAUGGUUGACACCAGGUCUGAGGAAGUAUUCCUGUCAACUCACAAUCGACACAAACACAGUGAACAGAAAACUCAAACUGUCUGAAGACAACAGGAAGGUGACAUGGAUGGAGGAGCUUCAGUCAUAUCCUGAUCAUCCAGACAGAUUUGAUCUUCCUCAGCUGCUGUGUAGAACUGGUCUGACUGGUCGCUGUUACUGGGAGGUCGAGUGGAGAGGAGGAGUUUUUAUAUCAGUGAGUUACAGAAGAAUCAGGAGGAAAGGAGACAGUGAUGACUCUCGGUUUGGAUGGAAUGAUCAUUCCUGGAGUCUGAGAUGCUCUGAUCGUCAUGGUUACUCUGUCUGGCACAAUAACAGAGAAACAUCUAUCUCCUCCUCCUCCGUCUCCCACAGAGUAGCAGUGUAUGUGGACUGUCCUGCUGGUAUUCUGUCCUUCUACAGAGUCUCCUCUGACUCACUGAUCCACCUCCACACCUUCAACACCACAUUCACUGAACCUCUGCUUCCUGGAUUUAGGUUCUGGUCUAGUCCUGGUUCCUCAGUGUUUCUGUGCUGAUUGAGUCUAAAGAGUCUCCUCCUGUCAGAGAAAGCCUCUC
This is a messenger RNA of Fundulus heteroclitus (mummichog), 1909 nucleotides long. RefSeq names its product NLR family CARD domain-containing protein 3-like. Lineage: Eukaryota; Metazoa; Chordata; Actinopteri; Cyprinodontiformes; Fundulidae. The annotation marks the transcript as partial. Gene Ontology annotation, molecular function: protein binding. The record is from RefSeq and is a predicted model, not a curated record. The transcript has 5 exons.